GAGCUGGCGGCCCCGGGAUCCCGCGGGACUGGGGCGACUGCGCAUGCUCCGGAGCGGCGCCGGGCCAGUGGCGGAGCGGCUGUGACGAGCCGGCUCCCCGGUUGCGGUGGUUGCGGUUGCUGCGAUGGCGAUGUGAGAAGGGGGCCCCGGGCGGGAUGGUGCUGACCCGGGCAGCGCUGUCUUCUUGCAGUUGGGCGACGAGCUGUUCCGUCCGACAGGCCGGGGAAGAGGCCAGGCGCGGCCGGAGGGUUGAAGAUCAGCUGGAUUAUGUAUUUCCUGCUGGAAUCUCAAAGCAGUCCUCAGAAAGUAAAUUCUUCCUUGUGUUGUCUAUGUCAGGACAAGCGAUAUAUUUUUAACAACGAGAAUCAGUAGCAGUACAAUAUUGGUUACCUGAUAAUGUUAAAAUGAAGUUUUGAUUUGCAGAGGUGCUGCUACCAGACUUGCCUUCAGGGUAUAAAUUAAAAAUGACUGAAGUUCAAGCAAUGGUAGAAUUCUCCGUGGAGCUAAAUAAGUUCUACAAUGUGGAUUUAUUUCAGAGAGGUUUUUACCAGAUUCGUGCAUCUAUGAAAAUUCCACCAAGAAUUCCCCAUAGAGUAGAAGCCAGUUUAUUACAUGGAACAGGUAUAACUUUAGCUUUUCCGGCUUCAGUUCAUGACUCUCUGAUUUGUAGUAAAACAUUUCAAAUUCUGUACAAAAAUGAAGAAGUUGUUUUAAAUGAUGUUAUGAUCUUCAAAGUUAAAAUGCUAUUGGAUGAAAGAAAGAUUGAAGAAACUCUUGAGGAAAUGAAUUUUCUGUUAUCCCUAGAUCUACACUUCACAGAUGGAGAUUAUUCGACAGACGAUCUGAAUGCAUUGCAACUCAUCAGUAGCCGAACACUGAAGCUGCACUUUAGCCUCCACAGAGGCCUUCAUCAUCAUGUUAAUGUUAUAUUUGAUUAUUUCCACCUUUCUGUGGUCUCUGUUACAGUCCAUGCAUCGUUGGUUGCACUACACCAGCCACUAAUAAGCUUUCCUCGUCCUGUGAAGACUACUUGGUUAAACAGAAAUGCACCAGCACAAAACAAAGAUUCUGUGAUUCCUACUCUUGAAAGUGUGGUCUUUGGCAUUAACUACACAAAACAGUUAUCACCCGAUGGUUGCAGCUUCAUCAUUGCAGAUUCCUUCCUGCAUCAUGCCUAUCGUUUUCAUUAUACACUUUGUGCCACCUUGCUGCUGGCCUUCAAGGGAUUGCACAGCUACUUCAUUACGGUAACAGAAGAGAUUCCCUCUUGUCAGAAACUAGAACUGGCCAAGGCCAACAUGCAGGUCCUAUAUGAACGCCUUCUCAGAAGAAAACAUCCUCGAGCCCAGAAAGACACCUGUGUCGAGGAAAUGGAUGUAGAAGCUCGACUUACUGAACUAUGUGAAGAAAUUAAGAAAAUAGAAAAUCCUGAUGAACUGGCAGAACUUAUCAAUAUGAAUCUUGCACAACUUUGCUCACUUCUCAUGGCUUUGUGGGGACAGUUUCUGGAAGUUAUAACACUACAUGAAGAAUUAAGAAUGUUACUAGCACAAGAGCACCAUACAUUGAGAGUACGAAGAUUUUCUGAGGCGUUCUUUUGUUUUGAACAUCCAAGAGAAGCUGCCAUUGCAUACCAGGAACUUCAUGCUCAGAGUCACCUACAGAUGUGCACCGCUAUCAAAAAUACUUCCUUCUGCAGUUCUCUUCCACCCCUACCAAUUGAAUGUAGUGAAUUAGAUGGUGAUCUCAAUUCAUUGCCUAUAAUCUUUGAAGAUAGGUAUUUAGAUUCAGUUAUUGAAGACUUAGAUGCACCUUGGAUGGGAAUUCAGAGUCUUCAGAGAUCAGAAUCCAGUAGAAUGGAUAAAUAUGAAGCUGAAGAAAGCUCUGUAGCAGGACUUUCUAGCCCCGAGUUGAAAAUCAAAUCUGCUGGUGCCUCCAGUAUUUGGUAUACAGAAGGUGAAAAGCAGCUAACAAAACCUCUAAAAGGAAAGAAUGAAGAAUCAAUUAAGUCCAAGGUUAAGGUUACUAAGCUCAUGAAAACAAUGAAACCUGAAAACACCAAAAAGCUAAUAAAACAGAACUCUAAGGAUUCUGUGGUUUUGGUAGCCUACAAGUGUUUGAAAAGUACAGCAUCAAAUGAUCUCACUAAGUGCGUUGAUGGCACUCCUUCACAUAGUCAGAAGGAAGGUUUUGAUCCCACAAUGUGUGGAUAUGAUUUUGACCCAAAAAUGUACACCAGAGAGACAAGUCAAAAGGAAGGUAGCUGUUUGCCAACUAAUACAGAGACAACUGAACAAAAGUCUGCAGACAUUGACAAUAUGCAACCAGACCAGUUUGAUCCCUUGAACUCCGGCAGCCUAAAUCUUUGUGCAAAUUUGUCCAUUUCAGGUAAACUUGCUAUCUCCCAUGACGAUAGUGAAAUUACACAAAUGGAACAUAAUCUGGCAUUCAGAAGUUCAUCAGACCAUUGCCAUGAGCAUCAAACAACUCCAUCUUCAGGAGCUAGAACAACUGAAGUAAAGCCUUGUAAUGAUUCUUUCAGUGGAGAGAAAACAACUGUUGAAACAGGAGGUUGGACAGAACUUCAGCAGGAUGAAAUAUUGGUGGAUAAUUUCCUACGCAACUAUGAAUCCCUAGAAUCUAAUGGUAAAUCUAAAUCUGUAGAAAUAGCAGCUGAAAAAGAACCUUUGCAAGAAGCAAAAUGUCUUUCUAUUGGAGACUCAUUAGCAAAAUUGAGAAGUAAUCUGCCUGCUUCUUCUACAAAGGAGUAUCAUGUGGUGGUCAGUGGAGAUGCAAUUAAGUUACCAGAUAACACCACAUAUGCCUCAUCAAGAUUUUCAGAUUCAGGUGUUGAAAGUGAACCAAGUUCUUUUGCAACACAUCCAAACCUUGAUGUGGUCUCUGAAACUAUACAGGGACAAAGUCCUUACAAUAAUGAAAGAUUAUUUCCUCAGCUUUUAAUGAAACCUGAUUAUAAUGUAAAAUUUUCAUUGGGAAGUCAUUGUACUGAGAGUACAAGUGCUUUAAGUGAAAUACAGUCAUCUUUGACAUCCAUAAACUCGCUACCUUCUGAUGAUGAAUUGUCACCUGAUGAAAAUUCUAAGAAAUCUGUUGUACCAGAAUGCCAUCUAAGUGAUAGCAAAACUGUUUUAAAUCUAGGAACAAUGGAUUUGCCAAAAUGUGAAGGUACUAGAAAAUCGAGUAUUAUUUCGCAACAGCAGAGUGUUGUAUUUUCCGAGCAAUUGGACAAUGAAACUUUAGCAGUACAUUCCUUAAAUUCAAGCACUAAAGACCCUUUACAAUUUGUUUUUUCAGAUAAACAUACUUCCAGUGAUAUGAAAAGUAGUUGCGGCUACAAACCUAACUUGGACACUAGGUGUGAAGGCUCCCAGAGUCCUGAUAAGUCUGAUGACUCUGCAGGGACGGCAGUCUCAUUGAAUCCAAACUUGGUUUGUGUAGGCACUUCUUGUAUUGUUUCAGGUUCUAUUUCUACUAACACAGAAAUUAGUGAAGUUAGAACUGUGGAAAGAAAAACUAGUGACACAUUAAAUCUCAAACAGAUACUUUCAGAAACCUCUGUGGUUGAAAGUGAAACUCACCUGAGUACGAAUGACCCUUUUUCAGCCACUACUGAUAUGGUAAAGCAAGGGCUUGUAGAAAAUUAUUUUGGUUCUCAAAGCAGUACGGGUAUUUCCAAUACAUGUGCCAUUAGCUACAGCCAUUCCGUUAGCCCUCAGAAGGAAGCUUCUGAAAAAAAAAUUAGUAGUCUUCAGCGAGUGCAGGGAAAAGAAGAUGAGGAAGAAGAGCAGGAUCAACAAAUGAUUCAAAAUGGGUAUUAUGAAGAAGCAGAUUAUUCAGCUUUGGAUGGAACAAUCCAUGCCCACUAUGCAAGCGGCGAUGCAGAAGAAGGACUUACAAAGUCUGAGAAAAUAACCAGUGACUAUCUGAGGGAUGGUAUAAAUAUGCCUACCGUCUGCACUUCUGGUUGUUUGUCCUUCCCAUCUGCACCACGUGAGUCUCCUUGUAGUGUUAAAUAUUCCUCUAGAAGUAAACUUGAUGCCAUUACAAAGCAGCCAAGCAGCGCUUCUUACAACUCCACUUCUUCGAUUUCCUGGUAUGAAAAUUCUCCAAAACCUCAAAUACAGGCCUUCCUUCAGGCAAAAGAAGAAUUAAAACAGCUUAAACUCCCUGGGUUCAUGUACAGUGAUGUUCCUGUGCUGGCAUCCUCAGUACCUUAUUUUAGCGUGGAAGAAGAGGAUAGUUCUGAAGAUGGAGUGCAUCUCAUUGUCUGUGUUCAUGGCUUAGAUGGUAACAGUGCAGAUCUCCGAUUAGUAAAAACUUACAUUGAACUUGGACUUCCUGGAGGAAGAAUUGAUUUUCUCAUGUCUGAAAGAAAUCAGAAUGAUACUUUUGCUGAUUUUGAUAGCAUGACUGAUCGACUUUUGGAUGAGAUAAUUCAGUAUAUUCAGAUAUACAGUCUGACAGUCUCAAAAAUAAGCUUUAUUGGACAUUCUUUGGGCAACCUAAUAAUCCGUUCAGUGCUUACAAGACCAAGGUUUAAAUAUUACCUCAACAAACUUCAUACCUUUCUGUCUCUUUCUGGACCUCACCUUGGUACCCUGUAUAACAGCAGUGCUCUUGUUAAUACAGGUCUCUGGUUUAUGCAGAAGUGGAAAAAAUCAGGUUCUCUUUUGCAGCUAACAUGUCGAGAUCACUCAGACCCUCGUCAAACUUUUUUGUAUAAGCUUAGUAAUAAAGCAGGGCUUCAUUAUUUCAAAAAUGUUGUGCUGGUGGGCUCUCUGCAGGAUCGCUAUGUUCCUUACCACUCUGCCCGCAUUGAAAUGUGUAAGACAGCUUUAAAGGACAAGCAGUCAGGGCAGAUAUAUUCAGAAAUGAUUCACAAUUUGCUUCGUCCAGUUCUAAAAAGCAAGGACUGUAAUUUGGUUCGAUACAAUGUCAUCAAUGCAUUGCCCAAUACAGCUGAUUCACUCAUUGGAAGAGCUGCACAUAUAGCUGUUCUGGAUUCAGAAAUAUUUUUGGAGAAAUUCUUCCUGGUUGCUGCCCUCAAAUAUUUCCAAUAGAAUAAACAUAUUAGACACUUGAAAAUUACCUCAUUCAACAAUGAUUCAAAUAAUGUAUUAUAUUAAAAUGUAUAUGCUAAGUUCUAAGAAAUAUUUAUACCUUUUUCUAUGGAAGAUAAUUUAUAUCAUCCAUGUUUAGAGCUUUUUAAACCUCAACUUUACUUUCUAGGUAAUGUGGCUGUGCAAUAUUUUUUUAAUUUUAUCUUUUUACUUUUCUAUUACUUUUUCAUAUAUUUUGUUACCUAAGUUUUUCAGUGAAACUUUAACCCCUUUAAAUGUCUGAUUGUUUAUUAUUGGCUUUCCACAAUCCUUGUAUCAGAUUACAUCAUAUUUGCCAUUGUUGCUAGAAUAGCAUGGGACUUUAAAUUUUCUAAUAUUGGGAUGUUAUUCAGUUAGUUAUAAAUUUUACUUUCAGCAUUUCAUUGUUUUAACUGGAAAUAAAAUUUUGGCUGCUAAACGAUA
Molecule: messenger RNA, 5543 nt
Organism: Ochotona princeps (American pika)
Lineage: Eukaryota; Metazoa; Chordata; Mammalia; Lagomorpha; Ochotonidae
Gene: FAM135A
Product: family with sequence similarity 135 member A
Exons: 23
Coding region: 465-5081 (1538 amino acids)
Source: RefSeq, a predicted model, not a curated record